CCUUCCCUACCCCCGUUCUUGCUUGCGCAGGCCUGGCAGUGGGAGCGUGGCUGCUGUCAGUGCAGUAAGGUCACAUGUAUUUGAAGCCCCUGUUUGCACUGGGACUGCCUCAUGUUGCGUGAGGAGUUGGGAGGGGGGUGAGGAGAGCUGGGAGGGCUCUCUGCUCUUCCUGUUGCAGCUAUCCUAUACUUCUUGCAAAGCAAAAAAAAACACUGUUUCUGCUUCUUGUGGGAGCUUUUGUGGAUAUUAAUAUGUACUAGCUAAGCCUCAGAGAUAAAUGUCUAAGCUCCAGUUGGUUAUUCUGACUUGAACGAAACUCCUGUGCAUGUGCAGGGGCUCAUUCUGGUUAGGAUUUUCCCCAGGAAUCCUUGGGGAUGCUGCCUGUGUUGCUGGGUCAGAGAAUUUUACCCAGCUGGGUUCACAGCUGACCUCCGUUGGCUGUGCCUGGGCAUAUCUGUGCUUUCACUGCUGCCACUCCUACACUUUUCCCCUCACCGUCUCUCCCACUGACAGCCCGACCUUAUCACACCUCUGCAAGCAUUCAUUAACUGUUUCCCUGAAUGAUUAGCUAGUCCAAAACGUCUGUACCGCAUAGAGAAUAUUCCUAGAGCCCUGUGCUUUAAUGUGGGACCUCAUUAGUCCCACAAUUGUGUGAAUGGGCUACCCUUUGGCAUACAAUUAGUGUACACCGUUUAGCUUUCUGGUUGCAGCAAGGCUUUGGGUAUCCUGACCAGGAAGGUUCUGGUGCCAGGAGCUCUGAGGGGAGUGUUUGGUUGGGCUCUUUAUUUAACAUCACAUUCUCCUGUACAAGGGAAAAACAAAGGAAAGCAAACUUGGUAAGGGAAUUUUCAGAGGUGGCCGCAGCUAUGGUGUUGGAUUUGUGCCUGUUCUCAUGCAUGAAGAGAGUUUGAGAGGAUUUCAUUGUCCAGCUGCUUUUUUCAAUCCUUAAUUUCCUGGUAUCAGGAAUGCCAGAUGAGAGGGGCUCUGCCCCCUCCCCGCUUCCUCUGUCACUGGAAACAUGCUAAUCUUCCCUCCUCUGUGUAAAACCUGCAUUUUUAACACGGAAAAUGCACCCCCUCUUUCUUUCCUUCCUGCCAGGAGUGCUUGUGCCUCUCAGUGUUGUGUUACCUUUAGCAUUGCAAACCGAAGAGCUGCAGUGCUGGAGCUGCUCAGCCUGCCAGGGGCUGAGGGGUGGCUGUGAGUGGGGCAGGCAGCACUGUGCUGCUGCCAGGGUUGUUGGCACAGGGCUAUGGGGACCUGGAGUGCACCAGCAGCACUGGGAAUCCUCUGCUGGAGACAGAUGAGUGGGAAAGAGGAAGGGCACGGCAUGCUGCCUUGGACAUCUUUGGCAGCUGUUGUAUUCGUGGGGCAAGGAGGAAACAGAGCUGGAGAGGGUUUCUGGUGUGGAUAAGGGGAGCAAAUAAAGCAGGUCAGCCACAGAACAUUUCUUCUCUAAAACACUGGUUUUGGAAACGAGGGUUUUUGUUUGGUUUUGGUUUGUUUCCGUGUUCCUCUGUGAGAAUCCUCUGCUGAUGGGACAAAGAAUUGUCCUGGGGUGUGGCCUUGGGCUUCCUGAGCUAGCAGGAUCUUGGAGGGCUGCACGUGUGGGAGUGGGACUGGGCCUCCAUGGGGAGGUCUGGCAGCACAGAGCAGCUCUGCCUGCUCCUGUGAAGCGUAAGUUUGCAAGUGUUUCUCGAAUCUCUUCAGCACCUCGUGCAUCUGUUGUAUUUGGAGAUAUCCUGCUUUAAAUCCUGGACAAAAAUCUGCCAACAGUCAAAAAUGACUUGAGUGGAAGAGCCACUGUUUUGUCCAACAGGACCAGCUUCCUGCCCUGUGCUCACUGUCCCAUUUGGAUGCAACAUACACUAUGGUUCACAUCAAUGUGCUGAAAAAAUUUAUGUGUGUUCUCGUGGUGAUACUGAUAGCUCUGACAGUUUGCCUGUGGAAAGAGACAAAAGGAAGCUACUAUGUUCCUUUCAAGAAUGAUGAUACACAGGUUCACAGGACUUUGGAAAAAUGGAACCUACUUAAAUCACAGGGCCUCUUCCACGAAGCUGCUGGUGAAAUGGGUCAGAUGCCUAAAGUUUUGCCCAACAACCAAAAUAAAGUAAAAGGCAUCACCUCUGGAGUAGUGGAGAAGUCCAGGAAAGCAGCAGACCAUGUGAAGGUAUGGGAUAAGGACAGCUCAUCCAGAAACCUCAUACCCAGGCUGCAGAAGGUCAGGAAGAACUACCUGUCCAUGAACAAGUACAACGUGACUUACAAUGGGAAGAUGAAUGCUGCUAAACUCAGCCCAGAGAAGCUGCUGUGCCAGCUGCGGGACAGGGUGAACGUGACCAUGAUACAGGGAUCAGACGGCCCGUUUAAUUCCUCAGAAUGGCAGCACUACCUGCCAGAGAAAAGCCUCAAUGAAACAGUGGGCCGCCUGGGUCGCUGUGCUGUUGUGUCCUCUGCAGGCUCUCUGAAAUCGUCUCACCUGGGACCAGAGAUAGACAGCCAUGAUGCCGUCUUGCGGUUUAAUGGGGCUCCUGUCAAGGGAUUUCAAGAAGAUGUGGGUCAAAAAACAACGAUUCGUCUUGUUAACUCCCAGCUGGUCACUGUUGAGGAGCAGCAGUUCCUGAAAGAUGCUCUGUAUAACACUGGAAUCUUGAUUGUCUGGGAUCCAGCGCCGUAUCAUGCAGAAAUACAUGAGUGGUACCGAAAACCAGACUACAAGUUUUUUGAAGCCUACAAGUUGUAUCGUAUUAGACAUCCGGAGCAGCCCUUUUAUAUCCUGAAUCCAAAGAUGCAGUGGCAGCUCUGGGAUAUUCUGCAGGAGAAUUCCCUGGAGCAUAUUCAGCCUAACCCACCGUCUUCGGGAAUGCUGGGCAUUGUGAUCAUGAUGACGCUCUGCGAUGAGGUGGAUGUGUAUGAAUUUCUCCCUUCUAAGCGGCAGACGGACAUUUGCCACUACUACCAGAAGUUUCACGACCGUGCCUGCACCAUGGGAGCUUACCACCCUCUCUUGUUUGAGAAAAACUUGGUGAAGCAUUUAAACCAAGGCACUGAUGAGGACAUCUACACUCACGGGAAGGUUACUUUGCCCGGCUUCCGAAAUGUACAUUGCUAGCAAAUCAGUUUUUAUUGUAUUCAGACUUUUGCCUUGACUGUCAAAGCACUUUGAAAAUCAGGGUUGUCGUAUUUGUUAGGUCCAAGCACUGGUGUGUUUUGACAGCUCUUCCUCGUUGCGACACUUAAGACUCUUUGGCAUAGCUUCUCCAAACUGGAAGGCAGUGCAAUACGUUGUGGUACAUCCACACACAGUGUCUGUGUGAGCCUCUGCAAUAAAUGUCUUCCUCGUGGGGCUGGGCUCAUGCAGCUGGUGGAGUCUUUGGCUCAACUGAUGAUGCUGUAUGGGAAUCACAGGAGAUGCUUUCUAAGCAGAGACUGCAUCAGGCCGAAUCAAGUGCUGAUAAAGUUCAGCUUGCUUCAAAGGAGUUCUGACAGCUGAAAGCCUCAUCUGCUGAGAAACAAGAGACAUUCUUUGACGCUUGUUCCCAUCGCCCUGGAGCUCUUUGGAGCAGUGAUUUAAGGAAUCACUGUUAAAGCUGGGUACUGAUAAACUCAAUUCCUAGUCCAAAAUAUUUGAUUUUACCAUUAAAAUAAGCAAGGUAACUACCUUUCAAAAUACAAGGCUUUUAAAUCAUCUGGUUGGCAUUUUUGGCAUAUGAGAAGGGAGGCAAUUCAUGAUUCAGGAAUUUCUGCAAGAUAUUUUUAGACAUUUUAGUGGAGCUUUUUUUUUUUUUUUAAUAAUAAUUUUAAGCAAGUUUUACUGACCAUUUACUUCUCCAGUACAGUGUCGUGUUUGGUACAAAAGAAGCCGUAUUUUGAAAAUGUUUUGGUGGUGGUGUUGAAAGGCACAGAUGGAAAAACUCACUGGAAGCUGGUACUUCUUUCUAACUCUCUGCUAAUCUACCUCUGUAAUUAUUGGCAAAUUGUCUUCUGUCUUGUCUCCAGUAACAAAAAAGCCACAUAGCAGCUGGAUGGAUGAGAUGCAGGUCUCUACAAGCUAACCAGGGCCAUCUCAUUGCUGCUGUGUGCUUUCUGAAUGCAUGGCGAGCAGAUACAUUGCCUCCAUUCUUCAUCAGCAGUGAGGAAGGAGAGAGUGCUCUGCUCCCCAUGCUGGAACUCAGGCAGAAGGGAGCAGGGCACCUUUUCUCUCUCAUGUAGCCUCAUGGUGGAAGCAGCAGCUCUGCAAUCUCUGUGCGUCACUGAGAACACCUUCUGAGUCCUUUUCCAUACUGAUGUAUUCUGUGGUUAUCUGUAAAGAAAACCUUUUCUUCUGCUGUUUUGAAUAAAUCCUGUGAAGUCACUGGCCCAUUCUUACCUUGGUGAAACCAGUGUAAAUGUUAUUCAUGGAACAUGGGGCCUUGUGCCAGAGCAGGUGGGAACUGCGAUGUGCUCCUUUUGGUGAGCAUGUGGCCCUUAUCUGCUCCUUGGUGGGUGUUCUUUGUUGGAUCUGUCACUGAUAGAGACACGUUGGGGUUUUUUUGUUUAAUUUUAAAUGAUGAUCCUUACUACUGCUAUUGUCCAGGGGCACUUCUGUCUCAUUAGGCAUUUGGUUUCUUUCCUUACGCUGAGCUGUUAGGGAAAGAUCUUGGAGCUUCUCCUGCACGUAGCACUUUACUGCUGACUUUGUUCCGUGUGUGGUGAGCAGACCUGGUUCAUCUCUCACCUGGGAAAGGUGGGAGAUGAACAGAGAAAAGCUGACCUCUGGGAUGGUUUGGCAAAAUGUAUUUCUAGUGCAGUUUCUUUCCGUUGAAGUCUCUGACAGCAAGAGGAGAUGCAGCUUGUAAGUAUAUAAUGCUGAAUUUACUUCCUGACUUAUUUUCUUCAUGAAGCUGAGUAGCUUCAUAAGCUGGCAUAAGGGGAUGCACAUGGAUGAGUACCUUCUUGCUGCAGCUGCUUUUGAAUUCAGAAGUCCAGCAGCAGAAGGAAGACCCUGCCAUGCUGUCAACGUGAUGCUGAAAAUGAUUUUCAGUGUGAUACAGAACUGGGUGGAGAGAGAGAAGGGGAGGAGCGAAGGGAGUUGACUGAAAGUGCUGUGGUUUGCUGUAAGAAACUUCUGGCAGAAAUUAGAUCUCUUUAAACAGAAACAGAUACUUCCCAAAGUGCAGUGAACUUGUUUUGCUGUCUGCGUGCCAGUGCUGAGCGUGCAGCCUAUUUUGAAGGCCAGCGUGCUUUGAAAGCUGUCUUUCUGGGAACAAACCCAGUCUGAAGUGCCUUUAUUUCCAUUCAUGCCGAAAUCUUGCAGUGCUUUUUCUGCCUGGCCCUGGAGUCCUUUACAAAAACAGUAGUACAGCACUUCCAGGAGCCCACAGAACUAAAAACACUUGAAAAAAGAGGCUUUUCAGUAGAUGCUGAUGGAUGUUUUUCAUGUUAGAAAAAGUUUCAGCCUGGGCAUUCGUAAUUUGCAGUUCCAAAGAAUUCUGACAUCUCACGUGGGUUGGUAAAGAUGCUGGACUGGCAAUCAACUUGCACUGACAGACCAGCAGGAGCUCAAAGAAUUGCUGUUGCAGACAGCUAUAAAUGGCAGAAACCACCUCAGUGUCUCCUUGGGGAAGAGGGACUUGGGAGGCCUUCAAAGCUGGGUUGGGUGCAGCGCUGGGCACCUCAUCUGCUGGGUGGCAGGGGGAGCUGGAACUGGAUGGCCUUUGAGGUCCUUCCCAACCCAAGCCAUUCUAUGGUUUUAUGAUAGCAUUAGUGGGGUCGUGGGUAUCUGCACAUGAAAGAAAACAGGACCCUUCUCCUUUGUGUGACGUGGCGUGGGGAGAUGGGUGACUUGUGGCCCUGCAGGUGGCUGUGCCUGUGCUGUAGCGCUGGGGCAAAGUGAGCCAGCAGCAGGGGGUGGUUGAUGGGAUGUUCCUCCUUGUUUUUGUCCCUUUUUGUACGAUACAGCAGCAGCAUCUGUGGUAGAAAAUAUACUUUUAGUGCAGUGGGGAAAAAUAGCAAAUGCGUCGCUUUGGUGGUAUGUGUGCAGAAGGAAGUGGUAUGUCAAGGCUACUUUCAGCACUGUUCACCAUAAAAGGGACAAUAAAGAAAUGUCUUUAAAUUCAGUUCAUCAGUUCUUUGACAGAGCUGUUAGUUUAACCCAAACGUGUGCUGUCCAGGAGCGGGCAGGUCGCAUCCACUGUGACAGCCUGCAGGGCUUCCUGGGGCUUGGAGGGCUCCAGAUCCAGUCCUUAAGCUCAGGCAAUAGGAUUUGGGAGUUCAAGAGGAAAGGAACCAUAGAGUCACGGAAUUCCAAGGUUGGAAAAGACCUCUAAGGUCAUCUGGUCCAACUGGAAUCGCUACCAUGUAGGCA
This is a messenger RNA of Phasianus colchicus (ring-necked pheasant), 6343 nucleotides long. It is a transcript of the gene ST6GAL1, whose product is annotated as ST6 beta-galactoside alpha-2,6-sialyltransferase 1. Gene Ontology annotation, molecular function: beta-galactoside alpha-2,6-sialyltransferase activity. The record is from RefSeq and is a predicted model, not a curated record. Gene Ontology annotation, biological process: sialylation. Lineage: Eukaryota; Metazoa; Chordata; Aves; Galliformes; Phasianidae. Gene Ontology annotation, cellular component: Golgi apparatus.